Conger conger (European conger) is the source of this 1898-nucleotide messenger RNA. RefSeq names its product mal, T cell differentiation protein 2 (gene mal2). Gene Ontology annotation, biological process: myelination. The coding region runs from base 222 to 776 and encodes 184 amino acids. The transcript has 4 exons. Gene Ontology annotation, cellular component: membrane. Gene Ontology annotation, molecular function: structural constituent of myelin sheath. The record is from RefSeq and is a predicted model, not a curated record. NCBI's taxonomy places the organism in Eukaryota, Metazoa, Chordata, Actinopteri, Anguilliformes, Congridae.
ACAGACCUCGGCUACAUUGGUCGAGCUCAUUCUUUCACGGUCAAUUAAUCUUUACCCUGCUUGGAAAGAAGGAGCUCUGCAGGCUGUGGCGUUGUCGCAGCAUUUGAGAACCAAAGGGAGUGGCCAUACACCUGUUUGACCUGUUUUGGGCCACAUGAGCGAGGAAUUUUUCCUGCGAUCUUGUCCCACGGCUGAACAAUCGCCUUUGAAUCCCGACAACGAUGUCUGCUCCUGCUGAUCCGGCGGCGGCUGCUACGACGUUCCCUACUCCAUCUAUUUCUUUACCUGUUGGACUUGAAAUAUUGCGAACGUAUUCGGGGGCGCUUGUGUGCUUGGAAAUUCUGCUUGGAGCACUAGUAUGGAUUCUGGUGGCAUCUUCCAACGUACCAGUGCCAUUGUUGCAGGGCUGGGUGAUGUUUGUCUCCAUUUGCAUGUUUGUCUGCUCCACGGCUUACCUCAUUGUCUUUCUCCUGGGCCUUGCUGAUAGGAUCAAUACUGACUGGAAUUUCCUGGAUUUGGCCUACCACUUCAUUGCACUGCUCUUCUAUUUCGGAGCCUUUGUGCUUGAGGCUGCGACCACCGCAGGGAGCGGCAGCUCAACCCGCUUCCCCAACGGGACCGUGUGCGCGGCGGCGUCGAGUGGGAAUAUCGUCACCUUCAUGGACGGGCGGCAGUACAGUAUUAACGUAGCGGCUACAAUAUUCGCAUUCUUGGUGACGCUAUGCUACGGCUGCAGCAUGUUCAUGGGCUUCAAAAGAUGGCGACUGUACCGCUGAUGGUGCAUUAUGGGAAUGAACAGGAGCUAUGGAAAUGGUGUUAUUACAGAUAGAAUUUGAGCCGUACUGUAUUGAACAAAGAUGUUUAUAAUCAUUAGUUUUUAUUUGCUGUUAACACGAUUUGUAUUCAGAAAAUUUGAGUUAUCACUAUCUUUUAUUUGUAGCACUGAAUUUAUAUUAUUUGUUGUUCUUAGAAUUAGAAUAUGUGCACAGAGAAAAUGUAAGGAGACAGCUAUUGGAUUAUGUCGCGACUAGUCUUGCUUUCCAUGUAGAAUUCCAUAUAACCUGUAUUGAGUAUACAGAUCUAACACUUCCUGUGAACUUGCCAUCAUAUUUAUUAGGAUUAUAGUCAAAUGGUAAGGCCAUCGGAUCUAUGUGAUUGCGCUGAUGUUUGAAUGUUUAUGUUGAAUGUUGUUUUCAUGGUUAACAGACAAUCACCGACCAUGUCAUUGGUGUUUUUGGUUCAGAAUUCCGGUCAAUGUAGUGUGUUAAAUUAUAUUUGUGUGUGCCAUUUAUUUUUUAAUUGUUUGUAACAACGUGCUUGAGGAAACAUUUUCCUGCUUGAAUUCCUGCUUUUUUUUUAAAGAAACUUUUUCAAUGCACUGCAAUUUGUUUUCACAUUUUAAUAGCAUGGCCCCAGGCCAAAAUAUCACAUGAUAAAAACUGAUUUGUAAAAUGUAUUAUAUUUUUCAAUAUUUUUUAUUAACUGGUGAUAAAGGUUGCCGUUACUAUUCACAGGAUCAAUUAGGAGGUAGUAAAAAGGGGAAUCUUAAUGGAAAAAUUAAGGUAUUGAAUUCUGUCCACUGUCUACCUCUCAAUACAGGUUCUUUCCGCCUCUCAUUUAUAUUCAGAAAAACUCACAUACCAAGUUCUCUCUUCAUAGCAGACAAAGAUCAAUAAAGUUAGACAUAUAUUUAACAUGCCUAAAUAAAGAUAAUAUCAAUAUGCAUUGAAAAAAUCUCUCCAUCUACAAUGAGCUUUCACCCCCAACACAACCUUAAGCUCCAAUUCUACUGAGCAGGCAGUUGUGCUGUUGUUAUUUCUGAGUUAUGGGAUUGUUCCACGGAAAAUGUCUUUUUUCAUAAAAAUGUAUUUUUAAUUAUAAUUUUAUUCAAAAUCCAA